Raphanus sativus (radish) is the source of this 587-nucleotide messenger RNA. RefSeq names its product basic leucine zipper 8. Bases 81 to 443 code for a protein of 120 amino acids. The transcript has a single exon. Gene Ontology annotation, biological process: regulation of DNA-templated transcription. Gene Ontology annotation, molecular function: DNA-binding transcription factor activity. NCBI's taxonomy places the organism in Eukaryota, Viridiplantae, Streptophyta, Magnoliopsida, Brassicales, Brassicaceae. The record is from RefSeq and is a predicted model, not a curated record.
AAGAACCCAACUAGACAUCACAUUAGUACCAACUACCAUCAUAAUUAAGUCACGAGCGAACACAAAUAUUUUUCUCUAACAUGGAUGGUUUUGUCUAUAACCUUCCGGGCGCAAACCCCAAUCAACAGUUCUUUAAUAACCAAGUUCCACUUGUAAACUUGUCUGCCACGUCAGACGAGUCUAACCGGAGUGCAGAUGAUGAUGAGAAGAAGCAAAGAAGGAAGGUUUCGAAUCGCGAGUCAGCUCGGAGAUCGCGUAUGCGAAAAAGGCGACACCUGAACGAGCUGUGGUCCAUGCUUGUUCACCUCAUUAACGAGAAUAGAUGUCUGAUCGAUGAGCUAAGCCGAGCCAAUGAGGGCAACGAGAAUGUUGUUGAAGAGAACAAGAAACUUCGGGAAGAAAAUUCCAAUUUGAGAAAGAUGAUUGGUGAGAUAGGUUUCUAAUGUAGAGAGCGAUCAUAUUUUGGACCUUUUGAUCGUCUCGUAGUCGGUUUGUUUUCAUCUUUUUUUUUCAUCUUUUUAAUGGAGAUCAGCGAGUACAAAAUAUUUUGUAACCAGACCUACAAAAUAAUCAAAUGAUUUCUUUAA